Trichobilharzia szidati is the source of this 692-nucleotide messenger RNA. The record is from the annotation of a GenBank genome assembly. Lineage: Eukaryota; Metazoa; Platyhelminthes; Trematoda; Strigeidida; Schistosomatidae.
AUGGCGUUGGCGUACACAUCUAUUUGCCUACUUAUAACUGCUUUCUUUCUGUGUACAUGUGAAUCAGCAAAUGAGGAAAGAUUCUAUAUUCAGAGAAGGAUCAUGGAAAGAAAAGUGAAGGAAUAUAAUGAUGCAAUGCAAAUAAAUAAAAAAAACAUCAGUCAGUAUGAAUCGGAUACAAAGGCACAAGUAAAAUUAGUAACAAAUAUGAUAGAAAACAAGAGGCGUGUUAAGAGAUUUGUGAAAUGCCAGGAAAUGUACACUACUGAACACAGCCAACUAGACGCUUACAACUAUUUAUUCGCAGAAAUAAAGAAAUUAAAAUAUCUAUACAUAACCUUUGCAAAAGAUACUGACACAAUAAUUUAUGAUGCCGAGCACGAAAUCCAUAAAUAUUCAAGAGUUAAACGUUUAAUUGAACUGAUAUCUAAAAAACAUGCUGAAAAUGCAAGCUACCUAAAAAAUAUGAUUCUGAGAUCAGUUUUUGAAGGUUUCCUCAUUGGACUUCAGAUCGUAGAAAAAGAUAAUGCACACCUACCAUUUUAAUUUGGUCGUCGGGGAUCAUGCAGUAUGGAGUAGUCGGCGCUGUUUAAUUUUAUUUAUUGAAACUUAAACAAGUAGCUAGUUAUUUUGAUUUGAUAAAUUGAUUUAAUAAUUUUCUAAUUAAAUAAUAAAAUGAUUUUACUAAGUUU